AUGUCGUUCCGCUGCAAAAGUGUCGCUGUAAUCGGUGCAGGCAUCAGUGGCGUGGUAGCUGCAGCUCAUCUUCAAAGAGAGGGUAUCGAAGUCACCGUUUUUGAGCGAUCGAGUGCCGCAGGAGGCAUAUGUCCAUGUUAUGUGGGCCUCAAGAACAACGUGAGCACGCGCUUGCUGGAAACCACCUUGAAUCCGUUUCCGCCUGGGACUGAGGAUUAUGUAACGCAUCAAGUCCUGUGCGACUAUAUACAAGCUACUGCUGCCUCCACGGGGGUGCAUGGGUUGACACAGUACGACACAGAUGUGAGACGCGUCACGAAGAACGGCAAAUCGUGGACGGUCGAGACUGUGACUCUGCAGACUGAUCAGGAAGGUGCGCUCGAGAGACGUGUAUCUGUUCAUGACUUUGACGCCGUAGUGAUUGCGUCCGGUCAUUACCACACACCAAGAGUUCCCGACACGCCUGGACUGGCGGAGUGGAAGCGACGAUUUCCUGGUAGAGUGCAGCAUUCAAAAAGCUACCGAAGGCCCGAGAAUGCCCAAGAUAAGAACUAUCUACUUGUCGGUGCAAGUGUAUCCGCAACGGACAUUGCCCGCGAACUGAGCCCGUACGCAAACAAGAUCUUACAGAGCCAAAGGAAUGGCAAAUUUGAUCUACCUCCUAGCAUGCUUCCCAACAAUGCAUUUCGCAUAGAAGAGGUGGCAUCGUACGACGAACCACGCGCGAAUGCAUAUGCAUCAGCGUCACUGAACCCCGACGAAGCGAUUCCGGCAACCGUCACAUUGAAGUCGGGCGCAAAGAUCUGCGAUAUCCACCAUGUAAUACUUUGCACUGGCUACUAUCUCACCCUGCCUUUCCUACCACAGCUCACCUCGGAUGAGACGCCAGUCGAGCAUGCCGACGACGCGGUGUUGGUGACGGAUGGUACACAGUUCCACAAUCUACACAAAGACAUCUUCUACAUCAAUGAUCCGACCCUCGCUCUUGUUGGCGUGCCUUUCUUCACGGCCACUUUCACUCUGUUCGAGUUUCAAGCCAUGGUCGUUGCAAAGGUGCUCUCAGGCCAGGCCAAGCUUCCUAGCAAAGAUGCUAUGCGGGCGGAAUACGACGCACGUGUGAAGAGUAAAGGCUAUGGCAAGGCUUUCCAUAGUCUGCGGGAUCAAGAAGCGAGCUAUGUCGACGAGCUUAUGGCCUGGGUCAAUGCUGAUCUAGAAGAAGCCGGCAAGGAUAAGUUGCGUGGUCAUACCGAGAAGUGGUAUAGCGCAAGGGCAGAGCAGCUUGAGAGGAUGAAAGCGCUCUUUGCUAACCCUGGAACUGAGAAGCGGUUUGAAGCGACAUGUAUAUGA
This is a messenger RNA of Alternaria ethzedia, 1347 nucleotides long. RefSeq lists its product as uncharacterized. The record is from RefSeq and is a predicted model, not a curated record. The transcript has 4 exons. The coding region runs from base 1 to 1347 and encodes 448 amino acids. Lineage: Eukaryota; Fungi; Ascomycota; Dothideomycetes; Pleosporales; Pleosporaceae. Gene Ontology annotation, molecular function: N,N-dimethylaniline monooxygenase activity; flavin adenine dinucleotide binding; NADP binding.